ACUGCGCUUAUCCAAAACCCCACUCACACGCACACUCCCCCCCUACUUCAAAGUUCGGGCUCAACAGUCACAAAGCUCAACAGCAAUGGCUUUGCUUCGUUAUCCUUGUUUCCUCACAGAACAAGUCCAUCUAACGCCUCUACUUUCUCUGCAAAACCCACAACAUCUCUCCAAGCACACACCAACCACUCUCUCUCUUUCUGGGUCUCUUUCCUCACUCUCUCUUUCUCUCCCGCACAACCACACUCGCUCAUCUUCCAUAACUCGGACCAAAAGGCUGGGCAACUUCGUUUUACAAUUCUCCUCUACUGCUCAAGAACAAGCUCUUGAUGAAAGCCCAGUGCUGGAGGCAGAGCCCGAAGAGUUCUCUGAUACAAGAUUGCUUGCCCAAAAUGUGCCUUGGACUUGUACUCCAGAAGACAUUCGUACUCUGUUCGAGAAGUACGGCACCGUCGUUGACGUUGAGCUUGCCAUGUAUAACAAGACCAGAAACAGGGGUUUGGCAUUUGUAACAAUGGGUUCACCGGAGGAGGCUCUUGCGGCUCUCAACAAUCUCGAAUCUUCUGAAAUGGAGGGUCGUAUUAUAAAGAUGGCUUAUGCCAAGCCGAAAAAGACAAAGAUUCCCCCUCCUUCUUCGCAACCCAAGCCAGUAACUUUCAAUUUGUAUGUGGAAAAUUUGCCAUACGAAGCAAGGUCUAAAGAUCUGAAGGAGCUUUUUAAUUCAGAGGAUUGUAGUGUUGUUACCGCGGAAGUUGUAUUCCAAGGUAAUCCGAGAAGGUCCGCAGGAUAUGGAUUUGUGGGCUUCAAAUCCAAGAAAGAGGCUGAGGCAGCCCUUUCUGCUUUCCAUGGGAAGUUGCUUAUGGGAAGACGAAUUCGUGUGGCACGUGGUAAACAAUUUGUUAAAGUACCAAAAGAAGAGAGUUCACAGUUGGGUGAUGAAUCUACUGAAUUGAAUUCUACUGUCGAGCAAGUGAACACAGAUGUCAAUGAUACAAAGUGAAUGUAGGGCACAGUGAAAUUUCUGUGUUUUCUUCACAUCAUGUUUGUCUAGGAACAUUUGUGUAUGCUCACUUCGACUUUCCUUUCCAUGCACACUUGGUGAGAUUCUCACCUUCUUUUGAGGGGCUAAUAUUUAGGGGCAUUCCAUGACUUUGGUACUUGUACAAGGUUGCUGGGGUUCUAGAGGCUGGUUAUGUACGUAGGCUACAAGUUUGGAUAAAUUGAGCUAAAUGUAUUACAAAUUUAUUUCAAUGUCUUGACUAUGAUACAAUAUGAAAGUGCUUGCAUGCAAAUGGAAAAUUAAAAUCACAAAAAAAAAAAAAA
Molecule: messenger RNA, 1323 nt
Organism: Prunus avium (sweet cherry)
Lineage: Eukaryota; Viridiplantae; Streptophyta; Magnoliopsida; Rosales; Rosaceae
Product: RNA-binding (RRM/RBD/RNP motifs) family protein
Biological process (GO): chloroplast rRNA processing
Cellular component (GO): chloroplast thylakoid membrane
Molecular function (GO): mRNA binding
Source: RefSeq, a predicted model, not a curated record